Molecule: messenger RNA, 2869 nt
Organism: Vespa mandarinia (Asian giant hornet)
Lineage: Eukaryota; Metazoa; Arthropoda; Insecta; Hymenoptera; Vespidae
Product: eukaryotic translation initiation factor 3 subunit C-like
Biological process (GO): translational initiation
Cellular component (GO): eukaryotic translation initiation factor 3 complex
Molecular function (GO): RNA binding; translation initiation factor binding; translation initiation factor activity
Source: RefSeq, a predicted model, not a curated record
UUCACUUUGAAACACUUGAUGGCGCUGGACAUCGUAUCUGUAAAAACAGAUUUUAUUUCUCUUAUGUUGCUUGUUGCACAUAUCUGUUGCGGGGUAGUGUGAUUACUCUUUUAUAAUUUUUAUGAACGUUAGUACGUAACCAUAGAUCUUCAAAAAUGAGUCGAUUUUUCGCUAAUGGUUCAGAUUCUGAAUCUGAUAGCACAUCUGAAGAAGAGCAGGUUCAAAGAGUACCAACUACAGCAUUCACUUUUAGCGAUGAAGAGGAAGAAACAAAGCGUGUUGUACGUUCAACUAAGGAAAAAAGAUAUGAAGAAAUUGCUAAUCUUAUUAAACUCAUAAGAAACUAUAAAAAGAUCAAAGAUAUGAGUAGUAUGCUUUCUAGUUUUGAAGAUUUGAUGCGAGCUUAUCAAAAAGCUUUGCCUGUAAUAGCAAAAGAGGAAAGUGGUCAGACACCACGUUUUUAUAUUAGAUGUUUAGUAGAGAUGGAAGAUUUCAUCAAUGAAGUAUGGGAAGAUCGUGAAGGACGUAGAAAUAUGUCUAAAAACAAUUCUAAAUCGUUAACUUCUCUACGUCAAAAGCUUCGUAAAUACAAUAAAGACUUUGAAGAAGACAUUGGAAAAUUUAGAGAAAAUCCAGAUCAAGAUGAUGACGAAGAUGAUGAUAAAGGUGAAGAAGCUGUGGAAUCGGAAGAAGAAGAAGACAGUGCUCUUGUAUUCAAAAAGGGUAGUUCAGAAGUCAGUGAACCUGACAUAUCUAAAUUUAAGAAGAGUAUGGCUGAUGGUGAGGAUGGUAGUGAGAGUGAAACUGAUUGGGGCAGUGAUUCAGAGAGUGAAAGUACAAGUAGCGACGAUGAGGGUCAAUAUCAAAAUUACCGAGAACGAUUUAUUAAGAAAGCUGCAGACAAAGAAGAAGAUGAAGAUAAAGUAAAACGAAAAGAACAGAGAAAAGAACGUAAAGAAAAAGAACGGAAGAAGAAGAAAGAUGAAGAUGAUGGAGAAGGAGAAUGGGAGACAGUCAAGGGUGGUGUUGCUAUUCCUUCAGAAAAGCCAAAAAUGUUUGCAAAAGAUGCCGAAAUAAAUAUAUCUGCUGUUCUAAAGAAACUUUCCGAAGUAAUUGCAGCUCGUGGGAAAAAACGUACAGAUCGACGUGAACAAAUAGAAUUAUUACAUGAGCUACAGUCUAUUGCUGAUGCCCAUAAUCUUGGACCAGCAGUAGCGGUUAAAAUUAAAUUUUCCAUUGUUUCAUCUAUUUUUGAUUAUAAUCCCAAAGUAUCUGAUGCAAUGAAGCCGGAAUAUUGGUCUAAAAUAUUAGAGCGUAUAACAGAAAUGCUUGACAUGUUAUUGAGUACAUCAGAUAUGAUGAUCUCAGAAACUGUCUCAGAAGAUGCAGAAGAAUAUGAAAAUGCUCCAUAUAAAUUACAUGGUUGUGUUUUAACAUUGGUAGAAAGACUUGAUGAAGAAUUUACCAAACUAUUGAAAGAAUGUGAUCCACACAGCAAUGAAUAUGUAGAAAGAUUGAAGGACGAGAAACAAGUUGCAACAAUUAUAGACAAAGUUCAGGAAUAUCUUGAAAGGCAAGGAACUGUGUCAGAACUUUGUCGAGUUUAUUUACGUAAAAUUGAACACUUGUAUUAUAAGUUUGAUCCGAAUGUUCUUAAGCAAAAGGAGGGAGAACUUGAAUCGGAAGUAAUUACAUCAGUACAGGUGAUGGAGAAACUUUGCAGAUAUAUUUAUGCUCAUGAUAAUACUGAUAGGCUGAGGACACGAGCCAUUCUUUCACAUAUUUAUCAUCAUGCACAUCACGAUAAUUGGUUUCGUGCUAGAGAUCUUAUGUUAAUGUCACAUUUACAAGAAACGAUUCAACAUUCUGAUCCAGCUACUCAGAUAUUACAUAAUCGUACAAUGGCACAUCUAGGAUUGUGUGCCUUUCGUCAUGCAAAUAUUAAAGAUGCACAUAACUGUCUCGUUGAUCUUAUGGUGACUGGAAAAGUGAAGGAACUUUUAGCACAAGGUUUGCUUCCACAACGACAGCAUGAACGAAGCAAGGAACAAGAAAAAAUAGAAAAGCAAAGACAAAUGCCAUUUCAUAUGCAUAUUAACUUAGAACUUUUAGAAUGUGUUUAUCUUGUCUCUGCAAUGCUUAUUGAAAUUCCUUAUAUGGCUGCACAUGAGUUUGAUGCAAGAAGGAGAAUGAUAUCAAAAACUUUUUAUCAACAAUUAAGAUCAAGCGAACGCCAAUCAUUGGUUGGACCACCAGAAUCUAUGAGAGAACAUGUUGUUGCAGCAGCAAAAGCAAUGCGUAAUGGAAAUUGGUCUGCCUGCAAUAAUUUUAUCAUUAAUGAGAAAAUGAAUGCAAAAGUUUGGGAUUUAUUUUAUCAGGCUGAUAAAGUACGCACAAUGCUUACAAGAUUAAUAAAAGAGGAAUCAUUGAGAACUUAUUUAUUUACAUAUUCACAUGUUUAUGAUUCUAUUUCAAUGCCUAAACUCGCAGAAAUGUUCGAAUUAAAACGAUCAGUUGCUCAUUCCAUUAUUAGUAAGAUGAUUAUUAACGAAGAGUUAAUGGCUUCUUUGGAUGAUCCAACAGAAACUGUAGUAAUGCAUCGAAGUGAACCUAGUCGUUUACAAUCACUUGCAUUACAACUUAGUGACAAAGUAAAUAAUUUCGUAGAUUCUAAUGAACGUAUUUUUGAAAUGAAACAAGGCAACUUCUUUUCGAGAGGGAAUCAAGGAAACUUUCGUGAUCGCCAAAAUUAUAAUCGACAAGGACAAGAUUGGGGAAGACAGAGACGCGAUCGUGAUCGUGAUCGUAAUCGGGAAGAAAACCGAAAUUAUUGAAAUAAUGAAUAAUACAAAAAAAAAUAAAAAUAAAU